AUGCCGCCGCCGCGCUAUGGCAAGGCGUCGAAGGCGAGCAAGAAGGAGGAGAAGAAGCCCUCGGGCCCGUCGCAGGCCGAGCUCCUGGCCAAGGCGCGGGAGGCGCAGAUCGCCGAGCGGGACCGCGUGCGCAAGGAGCGCGAGGCCGCGGCGCAGCAGCGCCGCGAGGCGGGCAAGAACAAGAAGCCCGGCGCGGGCAGCCGCCAGAGUAUCCGCGACCUGAAGAAGGAGCACGCGGCGAAGAAGGAGGCCGAGGCCGCGGCCCUGGGGACCGACGGGAGGAGCUGGAAGGCCAUGACGAAGUCGAAGGCGCGCCUCGCGGCCGAGGAGGCGUACAUGGCCAAGCUCAUGGACGACGACGAGAGCGAGCGCGAGAAGUACACGAGCUUCUGCGCCCACAUCGCGGCGACGGAGAUGGAGGUCUGGGUCGAGGAGGUCUUCGCCGGCGUCGACCUGUGCCGAAAUCAACCAGUGGCAUGGCCCUGCGUCGACACGGACGCGGACGGCGAGAUCACGCUCUACGACUUCGAACUAUUGGAGGGCCGCGAGGGCUCGAGCUCC
Aureococcus anophagefferens is the source of this 561-nucleotide messenger RNA. RefSeq lists its product as hypothetical. The annotation marks the transcript as partial. NCBI's taxonomy places the organism in Eukaryota, Pelagophyceae, Pelagomonadales, Pelagomonadaceae. The transcript is spliced from 2 exons. The record is from RefSeq and is a predicted model, not a curated record.